UCAUGGUUCCCGAGUCGGGCGGUGCCUCUGUUUUGGUGUGGGCUCUGGUCGAAAUGUGCGAAAUUUUGCACAACAUCGAAGUAACCAACGUGCUAGAAUCGGAGACGUUUCAUCAUCCCAUCGUUCUGCUCAAGGGCUCCAUCAACAAUCUCUGCGAGGGGACAGAGCUGAGGAUUAAUUUUGACGAGCAGCAGGAUCAACACCGGCCUUUACCAUACUCGUGCUCCGUGGAUGUAGGUGAAUCAUUGGAAAAGCGGUAUAAAUUUCGGUUGUUGCUGAGGCUCAAGGAGGGACAAAAUGAUAUCAAUCUACACUACUGCAAAGCGGAACGGCGGAUCUGUUUUUACUACGUGCCACGCUGUAGUCCAUACACGGUCGUGCCGCUUUACCUUAUCUGCAAAGGGCACAGCGGACGAUACCAGUCGCACGUGGAAGAUCAAGAAAACACCGCCACCGUGGCCUGCCAGAAGAUAACACUGGCGAUCGAACUAUUGCAGUGUUUGUACGGUGAGAAGCUGCACGAGGAAGGAUACGGUCGUAAAACGUUUACUCUCGGUUCGACCUGCGUACCAUUCCACAGCCAACUCGAGUGGACCCAAUCCGUGGGUAUGACCGAAGGGGAAUUGUGGGAGUAUUUCGCUAGCGAGCUAGUGCAAUCGGAACAAUAUGAUAUGGCCACCGUGAAGGUGGUCGCAUUUCUGAGUAGCACUCACUUCGAAGGCAUCACGGAUGGUGAUUACUCGUACGGCAACAUUCGAGCGAAAACGACGGGACAUGCUGCUCUGGGUGGCGGUGGAUUGGCUCUCUUCGGUACGGGAUGCCUUUAUACCUGGCCAACGAUGCUUGAGCGUGUCGGUGCGGCAUUUUCGGAUCCGCAACUCGUAGACUGUGCCAACUUGCUGGACGAUAGCAAUUACAGGCGAACGUAUGGUGGUUGCUUUGCCACUACCCUCGGAUCGGUGUGCCACGAAAUGGGUCAUACAUUCGAUCUUGGCCACACACCGGACGGUUCCAUCAUGGGCGAUGGGUUCGACGGUAUAGAGCGUGUUUUCAUUGCCCCGAGAUACCCGGGCACUGGUCCGCGGCGAUUGGUAGAAACUAAACCACGUGGCCCUGCUGGUCGGCUUACUCAGUUGAAACGGCCAGGGGAUGUGUUCCGACAGCGGAUGGACGUUAAAUGUAACGAUGGCAUCUUUUUUGCACCAAACAGUGCCAUUACGCUCAACUAUCACCGGUGGUUCCAACAAAACCCUGCCUCACCGGUGGGCAAUGGACCGACGAUACUAUUCGAUCGCGAUACAAGACUGGUGUCUAGUAAAGAACCGGGUUCACCGUUGGUGUUGGUCGAACUGCGCCUUUCAUCGAAUGGAAUGAUGCAAAAGUUCUGGACAUUCCAGUGCGACCCAAAAUGCAUUCCGCAGACACAACUUCAGCUUCCAAAACUAUCGAACCUCUUAGAUCAUACACUAUUUGUAAUGAAUGCCGUAGGUGAUAUUUUGAAGGUAAAUCUCGCAACGUGUUAGUAUUAAAUAGUGAAGCACAAAAUUAAUAAAUUAACACUUAAACUAAAUGAAGCGCAGCUGUCCGAUUAAUACCGCAUGAGCAUAAUAGUCUCGGAUCCUGAGUAGUUGGAAAUAAAAGUAUUCACUAUCAACAAAUGAAGCAUUUAACGUCAAUGCACAAAUCACUGAUAAGCAACCACUGACCCUCGUGCUUCCGUC
This is a messenger RNA of Anopheles darlingi, 1721 nucleotides long. RefSeq lists its product as uncharacterized. The transcript has 2 exons. Bases 3 to 1523 code for a protein of 506 amino acids. NCBI's taxonomy places the organism in Eukaryota, Metazoa, Arthropoda, Insecta, Diptera, Culicidae. The record is from RefSeq and is a predicted model, not a curated record.